UGUAUGCUCCAGCGAUAUAUGUACCGUCAAGUGCGAUAACCUAACGGUGUACUCGAUAAAGUAACUAUUUUGAGAAAUAAACUUACUGUUCACAUUAGUAAUUUUACUCAAUCAAGUCCAAUAUUUCUACUGUUCAAUGUGCGAUUAAAUUAGCGACAUAAUAGUAAAUCCACUGCUGUAUACAGUAUCUAUACCGUUCAGAGGGGAGGGGGGUAGUUGCGGAUCCACUUGAACACUUGAACAUACCGGAAAUUUGAAUGCCGCGCCAACAGCUGUCCUCGGAACGAGCGCCAAUGGCCACCGAAGGCGCAAAUUGAAAGCCAACACUACCAACUGUGAAAGCAAUGCCUACAUAUUGCCAUCAACAGCGUUCAUAUUUGAUCUUCAUCGCUCGUUAAUUCUUCUGAAAUUGUCAUAUUUUCCAAUUUUUUAAGUGAGAGGUGGUUUGCAGAUGGUUAACUCCUAAAAGUCCUUACGUUUGAAAAGUAAAGAAAACAUAUUCAUCUUUCAGUUGUGCCGAUUUUUCAUUUCAUAAUAUGACACUCCUGAUUCUCAUGGAAAUUUCUAGGUUACCGUAAUUUUCUGCAAAUCUGCAUGCGAUUUUGCAAGUUAAGUUGUGCUCCAUACGCGAAAAAACUUAUCCAAAAAAAAAAAAUAGUUGUGCGAGUUGUGCCGAUUUCAUUGUGAUUACAUUUCUCUGUCCAAAUUCAUGUUCAUGUGAGAUCUUCUCGGGCGAUGGCACUUCUACAGUUGUUGAACACGUGGGAGUUCGAAGACCUUCAUGAAACUUUAAUAGAAAUGGCUUUUCAUCCAGAAGGAAACGUAGAGGAAGAACUACGCCUUAUGCAACAGGAACAGCUUCAAGAAAGGCAGCAACAGUACAUUAUUCUUGAACAGCAGCAACAACAGAUGCUCCUACAGCAUGAACAAAUCAUGGAGCAACAGCGGGUGAUACAAGGCCACCGACUGGCCCUAGUGCCCUCGGAAGCAGUGCAACUGCAAAACUUCCGUCACACACCUUCUGCUCGAAAAGAAAAAGUGUCCCAGCGAAAGAACAAUACGCAGAUUUUACAAGGAAAGUUAUUUUAUAUCCUCGAGUAAAUGUUCCUAUUUUUCUGGUCAUUGUCUUGAUAGCGACAGUGUGACACUCAAUAAUAGAACUUUCAAUGGGCCUGUUGCAAACUUUUGCUAGAGUAAGAUUAAGAGCUGCUUCUAUGAAUAAAUGUCUCAAAAAUCAC
Molecule: messenger RNA, 1238 nt
Organism: Bemisia tabaci
Lineage: Eukaryota; Metazoa; Arthropoda; Insecta; Hemiptera; Aleyrodidae
Source: RefSeq, a predicted model, not a curated record